AUGUGCUUUUACAACCAGAAGAGAUUCGCGUGUGGAGACUGGAGUUGGACGAGUUUUGCCCACCGGUGUAAUUACGAGUAUCGCACGGGUGAGACAUGCGGUAUGAGGCUCGUAAACACAACUGAAUUCGAGACAACCCAAUGUCGCCUCUGUGAGAAGAUUGAUACCAAGUUCCGUCGCCGAAGCGCUGAGAUGGAGCGUUUGACUCGAUGGAAACGUGAAGGAGGCACCCUCGUGGCCUCAAUGGACAGAUCCCAGAAACUCAUAACGGAGCUUGAAAAAGAAAUUCGCCAGCUGCAACGAGAGCGGGAUGACAAAAGGAAGGCACUAUCAUGA
Messenger RNA from Aspergillus ochraceoroseus IBT 24754, 336 nucleotides. RefSeq lists its product as uncharacterized. The transcript has a single exon. Bases 1 to 336 code for a protein of 111 amino acids. The record is from RefSeq and is a predicted model, not a curated record. Lineage: Eukaryota; Fungi; Ascomycota; Eurotiomycetes; Eurotiales; Aspergillaceae.